Molecule: messenger RNA, 1260 nt
Organism: Cuscuta epithymum
Lineage: Eukaryota; Viridiplantae; Streptophyta; Magnoliopsida; Solanales; Convolvulaceae
Source: the annotation of a GenBank genome assembly
CCAGGCUUCUAGUCGAGAUUAUAGGGGGACUUCUCAUUUCUCAGUGAACUACCUCCAACAAGAAAGAAAGAAGCACAGAUUCGUUCAAAGAAACGCAACAAAGUUCUAGUGCAGAAAUGGAUGACAAAUGCUUUGAAAGUUUUGAUUCUUUCUGGAAUGCAUUCACGAGCAUCGAUUCCAUCACAACUCUGAAUGAAACUCUUGGUCCUCUAAGUGUGACUAAGUUUGAUUCUAAUGGUUUUGAUGCAAAAGCUCUCAUUGAUGGUAUCAUACGUAAUGCUGCUGCUGCUAAAAGAUCAAAGGCUCAGUUUUGUGAAGAUUUAGUUUAUAUGAUUGUGAUUGGUUUGACUAAUGGAAACAUUAGAGCUACAGAAGGAAGAAUUAAGGAACUUUCAGCAAGGUAUAAGAUUCGCAUCAGAGCUGCAAAUGCAAAUUCUAGGAUUGAUGGUCGUGGGUUAACUUUUGCAAGAACAAUUUCAUUAUUUCCUAAUCUUGCUAGCAUGUUGCUACACAAGUCACCUGGCAUAACCAGGAAAGUGAAUCAAUCUUCUCUGAACGUGCAAGAACUCCCUUCUGCUAUGCAACAUUUUGCAUUUGCUUCUUUGAUUCCCAAGUGUGUUCACAAGACAAUCUCAACUGUUUUCAUGUUUGCCACUAUCGCUUACAUGAUUGAUUUUUCAAAGACCAUAACGCCUAGCCUUGUGACUAAAACAGCUAAGGAGCUAUAUCAAGUGCAAGAUAAAUAUUUUAAUAUCGCCUAUGCCAAGUCUCGCUAUGCUGAAACAGCUAAGAUUGGGUACUUAAUGUCAUAUGGGCUUCAUCUUCCUGAGAAUUUUACAAAGGUGAUCAAUGUUGCAAGUAGGCUGCAAUUUGAAGUGUUUGGUUCUGUGAUGGAUGCAGAGGGAAUCAAGAAGGAGGUUAUGAAGAAUAAUGUUUUGCAUUUAGCUGAUGAGGCUGCUCAGAACGCAACUGCUGCUACAGGGAUAGUCCCCAUUUCUUUCUAAAAUGACGUGCUUGGCGAGGUAAAAGCAGUGCACACCCAAGCAUCAGUGGACAACACUUGGCGUGUAGUUGCUGACCAUUUCAUGCCUUUACUUGGUUGGAAAUGUUUCUAUCCUUCUGUUCUGAGCUUUUACAUUCACCGAUUAAUAAAAAGUGUGGGCUUUUGAUGCUUUUGGCAGCUUGUCUCAUCUUAAUUGUUUUUGUAGUCUUCAACUUUCAAGCAAAUCAAAGUCCAGUUAUUCAAGGUUUUACUGUUAG